CCAUAUCCCCAACGAAGAAAAGACCAGGUGGAUAGAGGAUCUCUUGAAACGCGAGGUUGAGAUCCAGAAUACUCAAGGAUUCAAAACUUGGGUUAUAUACUUUUGAAAGCUGUUGAGAGCCCCUCGAUCAGUCUCAUGCCCGCUUCUGGCAGCCUUUACUAAUCCUGACAACAUCCGAGGCACUGCAUCUCUUCCCUAUCUCCGUAUCCUAGAGUCAGUCUUCCAGACCCAUAAUCAAAGAAGACCUCCAACUCCAGGCCUCCAUUUUCCAGCCCAUCUCGUCCCCAAUCAUUCUGGCCAUGCGGCCGCCAGUCCCGUCCAGAGCUUUCUUUCGGGAAGUCUCCACUAAGCACGGCCCGUAUAUUGUCUCUCGUCUGCCUACAAAGUCCCAACACCUGCCAAAGAUCCCCAAUCGGACGCUCCCGCUUCCCUCAACUUGUUCACGCUUCCUUGGCCCUCGUUUACACAGACAGUAUUCCACCGCUUCAGCGCACUCUCAAACAUCUAAACCUUACCUGCUUCUACGUCGCAUUGUCGGAUUUACGGCCAUUGCCAUUGUCGCAUUUUCCACCGGACUCGCUUAUCAGACUCAGAAGACUGUUGCGCGCAUGAUGGCUGUCAGCAUGCCCACCGACGAGGAGACUCUCACUGCCUUUGUACCCUCCGAUGAGUUCACGAAGGAGGUCGAAGACUAUAUCCGCAAUCACCCUGUGACCCUUGCUUUACGUCAAGACCCGGCUUUUACCGAAUCGCGACCACAUUUGAAGAUCCCGCAAGAAUUGCGCGCGCGUCACCUAACGGCCGGUAUCCUUGCAACCCCAGGCGGAAUUGUGGUGCCGCCUUACGUUUUCUGCGAGGAGGGCGGAAAGAGUCUGACCGCCAUCUUUUACCUUGGCUCCGAUGUCUCCGGUCAUCCUGGCAUUGUCCACGGCGGUCUUUUGGCCACGCUGCUGGAUGAGUCCAUGGCCCGGUGCUGCUUCCCUGCGUUGCCAAACAAAGUGGGUGUGACGGCCAAUCUGAACAUUGACUACCGGCGCCCGGCGAUGGCCAACAACUAUGCUAUCUUGAAGGCGAAGACAGUCAAGGUGGAGGGCCGGAAGGCUUGGGUUGAGGCGCACAUCGAAACUCUUCCUGAGGAUGGUAAAGAACCAGUCGUACUGGUGGAGGCAAAGGCUCUGUUUAUUGAACCCAAGCAAGCUGCGGCCAUGGCAAGUCUGUACAAAGUUACCAACUAGUAUGUCCAGGAACAAGCGGAUAGAAAUACGUAGAGGUCGGGUCUUGGGCAAUAUAGAGAUUUAUCAUGUAUUGUUAGUUUUGGGCGUAUAGAUGGGAGCUUUUUGCGAUACUGUACAUAAUUCAAGGCAUAUAUGUUCUAGAAGAGCGAACAUACCGUAUUAUCAAG
Aspergillus novofumigatus IBT 16806 is the source of this 1402-nucleotide messenger RNA. RefSeq names its product PaaI family thioesterase. The record is from RefSeq and is a predicted model, not a curated record. NCBI's taxonomy places the organism in Eukaryota, Fungi, Ascomycota, Eurotiomycetes, Eurotiales, Aspergillaceae. The transcript has 3 exons. The coding region runs from base 300 to 1235 and encodes 311 amino acids.